Cynoglossus semilaevis (tongue sole) is the source of this 9160-nucleotide messenger RNA. RefSeq names its product CDK5 regulatory subunit associated protein 2 (gene cdk5rap2). Gene Ontology annotation, biological process: regulation of Golgi organization; centrosome cycle; positive regulation of microtubule nucleation. The record is from RefSeq and is a predicted model, not a curated record. Gene Ontology annotation, cellular component: centrosome; Golgi apparatus. The coding region runs from base 151 to 8817 and encodes 2888 amino acids. The transcript has 51 exons. NCBI's taxonomy places the organism in Eukaryota, Metazoa, Chordata, Actinopteri, Pleuronectiformes, Cynoglossidae. Gene Ontology annotation, molecular function: molecular adaptor activity.
UUCAACGUGCACACUGGUGACGUUUACCAUAUCAUGAUGGCGGUAGCCUGGACUAUUUUGAAUUCCGCCCCGCUUUUUCAAGUUUACCUUGAGUAUUGUCGGUAAAAUGUCAUAGGCUUUGUUGGGACUAUACAAAAGUGAACAGCUAUCAUGGAUUCCGUCGUUGGGGACGACGUGACGCUGCCCGUUGAUAUCAACGGAAGCUGCAGACUGGCUGACUCCAUAAAUGCAGGAGACUAUUCCACAGACAGCAUGACAGCUCCAUCCUUCCCUGAAAAGAUGUCACCCAUCAAAGCUCUCACCAUGAAGGACUAUGAGAAUCAAAUCACUGCUCUGAAGAAAGAGAACUUCAACCUGAAGCUGCGCAUUUAUUUCUUGGAGGAGCGUAUGCAGCAGAAAUGUGAUGACUCCACUGAGGACAUAUUCAAAACGAAUAUAGAACUGAAAGUGGAGCUGGAGUCUAUGAAGAGAGAGAUGGCAGAAAAACAAGAGCUGCUUGUGUCAGCUUCGAAAGCACUGGAGAGCCUGGCUGGUCGAGAUUCGGGAGAACCGCGUGUGAGAGAGCAAGCUCAAAGAGAGAUUGAUGCUGUUCGAGAAUCAUUCAAUAAGAAGAUAGCUGACUUAGAACAGUGUCUGAGAACAGCAGAGGAAGAAGUUGAAAAGAUGGCAAUAAUUGCAGAACAGGAGAAGCGAAAGAAUAUUGACAUGGAGAAACAGCUUCAAGCUCUAAGCACACCCAGCACCUUAGUCCCUGUUUCAGUUCCUAACCAAGCCCACGAUCUGCAGCAGGCUUUGCGGGAGAAAGACAGUAUUAUCCAGCAGCUUACAAUUACGGUAAAAAAUCAAGAGGAUUUGAUCCAACAGAAGAAAAAUGCAGACCAACAGACUGUUGGACCACCAGCUGACUGUGUUAAACAGUUAUCUGAUCUCAUAGCCACGAAGGAUCAGGAGUUGGAGGCAUUGAAGAAUGAGCUACAGGUUGUAAAAGAAAAGGUGACACCUGACACCCAGGGUGAAGUAAGCCGGCUAGAGAAGAUCAAUCAGUACUUACACGAAGAACUCUCACAGGCGAAGAGCACCAACCAGAACCUGACAAAAACACUGGAGGACAAUCAGAAUCAGAACUCGUCACUGACGGAGAAGUUGGAGGUGGCAGAGAAUGAACUGAAUACGGAGAAAAGAAAUGCUCUGAAGCGAGACAAAGCAAUUCAGGGGCUCAGUCAGGUUCUCAAAGAAAAGGAAAAGGAGAUUACAGAGCUGUGUCAUGAGAUUGAUGACCGGGAUGAUGCCUUAGCCAAGGCAAGGGAGGCAGCACAUAAAGCCCAACUGCAGAAAUACCAGGGAGCAGAGGAACAUCAAAACCUAUUAAUAGAAAAGCAGUCAGAGCUGGCCCAACUGCAGGGUGAACAUCAUGCCAAGGUGCUUGAAGCCCAAAAGCUCCAGCGAGCUCUGGAUAGAAAGGAGCAAGAGCUGGUUGACCUGCAGCAAGGAAAGGACCAACUGGAAGCUGAACUGGAGGACCUGCAGCAACAGAAAAAGAAAGGAGACAAAACAGUAAAUGAUCUAAAUAAUCAGCUGAGGAAAGUCAGCGAUGAGAUCAGGGAGAGGGAGAGUGCUCUGGAGCAGCAGUAUGAGGAGCUUCUGGAUCAAACCAAAAGAAAAUUGCAGGCCCAUGAGGUCACCAUCCAGCGACUCACAUCCACUCUGGCUGACAAAGAGCAGCAGCUACAGGAGUACAUAAAUAUGUUAGGAGACUUUGAACAAAACAAGAGCCCCGGAGGAAAUGACAAUCUGCUCUCAAAGCUGAGGCAAAGGCUUAAAGAAAAGGAAAAGGCUUUGGAGCAAGCACUUGAUGAGAAGUUUGCUGCAAUCGAGGAGAAAGAUAAUGAGAUUCACCAGCUACAGCUGUCUCUAAGAGAGAAGGAAAGGGACCUGGAAAGGCUAAAUAACCUGCUCUCUCACAACGAGGAAACAGUCAGUGCUUUUGACACUUUGAUUAAAGAGAAGGACGUGGAGCUUCAGCAUCUUGCAAACACAAUAAAAAACAUGCAAAGGGCUAAGCAAGAUGUAGAGGAUAAUCUGAACAGGUCACUGAGGGAAAAGGACUCCAUUAUCAACCAGCUACAGCUCCAUCUGGAGGGCAAGACAAAAGACAUGGAGGACUUGGCCAAAUCUGUGUUGAACCAGUCACAAAGUCAUGCACAUGACCUUGCUGAACAAAUGGGCCACAGGUUAAAGGUCACAGAGGCCAUGUUGGCUGAAGCUGUAAAAACCAGGGAGACUCUGGUUGCUGAUAAUCAAAGUGCAGUUGAAGGAUUGUUGGCUACAAUAAGCAGCAAGGACCAACUCAUUAAGGAGUCUGCUGAGCACUACAACCGAAUGUUGUUUGAGCGUACACAAGAGAUUCAGGGGCUGAAGAAGCAGCUGUCUGACAGGCAACAGGAGCUUGAAACUGCUGAGAAGCAUAGCUCCAUGAAAGCCCAGGAGGGUUGUUUAGAGACUGCUAAUCUCCGAGCCUUGCUUGCUGAAAAAGACAGCCUCAUCAAUAAACUUCUGCAGUGUGGUCAGGAGAGGGAAGAGUUCCUGGUAGAGAUAAGGCAAAAGAAAGAGUCUGAUCGUGUGCUGGAGCUCAGACAAACUAUUCAAAUCAUGCAGGAGAAGUUGAAUGAGAGUGAAGCUGAGCUGUCUGCGAGGAACAGUGAAGAUCUAGAAAAUGUCCCCAAGUCAAAGAAAACUGUUGUCGUCCUGAAGAAGGAGCUAGCACAGAAAACUGAGGCACUGAAUAAAGCCCUAAAGAGGGAAAAUGAACUGAAGAUGUCAUUGGCAGAGCUGCAGUCAUUGCUGUUUGAGCUUGAGGGUCGCAGUGAAGGUCAGGCUGCUAAUAUUGAGUCUCUUACGUCAACACUGAAAACCAAAGAUGAGAUCAUCAGUACUCUACAUCAACGCCUUGGACAAAGAGGCGAAACUCAUCCAGAUAUCUGUACGCAGGAUCAGAACAUCAGCUCUGAAAUAGAAAGGUCAUUCCCUGGACUUCCUCAAAGAGAGCGGACCAUGAUUGGUGGAGACUGCCAGCAAGAAGCUGUGCCCAACCUUGUUGCCCUGCACCAGGAGCAUGAGGCUCUGAACAAGGCUCUAAGAGCAGAACAACAACUAUAUUCCAGCCUGGUCAGGACUGUCAAAGAGAAGGACAGUGCCCAGCGUCUCCAUGCUUUGCAGCUGGAGCUGACAGCGGUGCAGCUCCUCAGGCAGCAGCUGGAGGAGGGCAUCAAAACUAAUGAGGACCUAAGGGAAGAUCUGGAGAGAGAGACACAAAGAGCCAAGCUAAGAGAAGGAACGGGUGUCAUUGAUCCAAAAGAAUUGGAAAGCAUGAGACAUCAACUGGAAGAUGCGCAGCGUUGGAAUGCCUCUCUUCAAGCUCGCUUAGGAGCAAUCCAAAACCGCGGAGGAGGAGUUGGUGGUGCCAAUGAUGUUGGUGACACAUUGAGCUUUAUUGGAGAUCAGACUUCCUACAUGAGCAUUUGUGUAGGGGAGGGGCAGGAUGACAGUUUGUAUCUUCUCUCUCCACAAGAGCUCAGGCAGAAGGUACUCGACCUGCAAGAAAUCGUGACUAACCUCGAAAACCAACUGUCAUUGUUGAUGAAGUCAGAGCUCGACACUUCUACAAAAGGAGACAAAAACAAAUCCAGUCCCAAGAAACAGCAGUUAGAAAAGGCCCAGAGAGCCACAUCACCUGUGCCACACAGUGACAGGAAGCCUCGCCAUGGUAUGGACAAGGAGAGCCAGACGGAUAUUAUAUUUGGACAGUUGGUGUCUGGAAAGCAGUCAGAUAAUGAGAGUAUGGACAGUGGACUUGGUCAUAGUAGAGAACAUGUUCUGUCUGCCAAUAACACAUUGGAUACUGUAGCAAGAGAACAGAAGAACAGAGGCAUGUCGCAAAGCAGAACAUUACUGUUUGAUUGUGAGGCUACAUCAGUUUCACACCAUAGAGAGAAGAUACUUGGUCUUGAAUCAGGAAAUGCAGCGCCACAAGGAUUCUUGAAAGAAUACAAGUCUGAAGAAAGUAAAGACAUUGAGAGCCCAGAUGGAUCAAGGAAACACAGUGAUGGACAGGUGGAGAUACCACAGAACAUGCUAACACUGCAGACGAAGAUGUCAGAUGAAAGAGGAAUGGAAAAACCGACCGAAGAUAUGUCAAGUGUGGUGAACCCUGUCAGAACACUAAGCUCUGUGAGGCGCAUGUUGAGCCCACAAACAAAAGGCCUAAACCAGAGCAAGAAUGGAAAACAGGAUGCUGCAAAACAUGGGGUUGGUGUUAAAUCUCGUCUUCCUGUUCCUGUGAGAGUAAGAGUUGAAGCUUCAAGCAGCACACAGCCCGUGAACUUUGAACCCCUGAGAACUGAUGAAGCUCAACAGCUUCAUUUAGAUGAGGCUUGGGGUUCUGACCAGCAAUUGCAGAAAGACUCUGACUUGACAAAUUUACUCGAGCAAAUUACACCAUUGGACAAUGCAUCUGAAUUGCAACACAAUGAGGUCGACUCUCCUCUUCCUAAUCAAGUGGAGCUCCUUCACCAGGAGUGCCAGGAAAAAGACAGCCUCAUCCACAAGCUUAAUGAGCAGCUCUCUGAUUUGGAAAAGCUCCACUCUCAUCUACAGGACAAGGAACAGCAAUAUGUAGAGGCUUUACAAGCUGCUGAAUCCACUAUUGCUUAUCUCACUGCCUGUAGUCUGGACAAUCAGGUGGCAUCACACAUUAGUGCAGGAGCAGGACCUGCAUCCAUUGGUUCAGGUGCCGUUCUCCACAGUAACUGCGUAGAUGUGCAGAAAGCUGAACAGGACAAGGAGCAACUCAACAACCAGCUUAUAGAACUUCUGAGUGAGGUGGAGAAAACAAUCACCUUUCCUGACAACCAAGAAAAUAACCCAGAAGUCAGUUAUCUUUGCCUCAAAAUUAGGGACAUCUUAAACCAAGCAAAUUCACUUUUAAUAACAGAAAGUACAGCAGAUGUUGAAAAUAUGGAUUGUGGUUUGGACGACUUGCAACAACGUGUAGAAUAUUUGCAAGAAGCACUUAAGAAGCAGAACAUGAUUAAUGCAGAGUUAAAGGAAAGACUGAGAGUUAAAGAUGCUACUGAACAGCAGGGCCAUAACAAUGAUAGUGUUGGUUGUGAAGUCAAUAAUUUAGAGCAGAUGGCAGAAGAACAGGAGUCAGAUAAUCACCAUGACAGCACCGGGAGUUCUUGUAAUAGCAAUAUAAAUCAGGAUAUGACAAAAGUUCUGAUGAACUGCUUUAGUGCAACAGCAUCUGCUAUUGCUUCCCUAACAGAACACUGUACAAAUUCUAAAACAUCAGCUCCUGUCAAGUCAUCUUUUGUCAAGACUGACCUGCAGAAGAGUUUAGACCAUCUCCAAGAAGCCCUGCAAGAGAAAGAAAUACUAAAAAAAUCCACCUUUUCAAUCCCAGAUCCCGGCUUCAAUUAUUUCUCUGCUUUGUAUGAAACAAAGGCAGACCAUUGCAGAGACCCCCAUCAAAAUAUAUGUAUCCUCUUUGAGGUCUUCACUGACCUUUCCCAUAGAAUAGCUGAAUUACAGACCAACCUAAGAGUUGAAAGGGGUUGCAGAGAAGAGAGUGAAACCCGCAGGACGGUGCAGGAUGGCAAAGGGUUACCACCAGAUGUACAACUUCAGCUGGAGACCCUUCACAAGGCUCUGAGGGAAAAGAAGAAAGCCUGCAAAAACCUAGAGGAGAAGCUAGCCACUGCUCUUACCUCCCCAGAAACUGCUAGUAGAGCUCCAGAGUACGAUGACAAAUGCGUGCAGGUGGAUUUUCAAGACCUGGGUUACGAAACCAGUGGCAAGAGUGAGAACGAUAGAGAAGAGAGCAGUAGCACAGAUUUGGAGGUUGGUGUGAAUCCAAGUUGCAGUGCAUCUAGCCUACCUUUGCUACUAAAGCAUGAACAGGCCACCUACUCCUCCACAGAAAACCUGGACUCCAACUCCAGCACCCCAUAUCCAAGCUCCCCAGCUUUUAGCUCAGCAAAGGUCAGUCUGAAAAGCCUGCAGAUCUAUGAUGAAUAUGGUAUUUCCAAGGACCCACUACAGCUUCAGGCUCAAGUGAGAGAGCUGAAGGUCCAGCUGGAAAACCAGACCAAACUCAUCCUCCAAAUGCAAAGUCUUCUGCGCAGAAACUCCCACUGCAGCGAUCUUGUUGCCAACUCCACUGAGCCCUCCAUCAUCAUUGGGUAUCCAGAAGGAACACAGAAGAAGGAUCGUAGUCAAAACAAAGUCAACUCUCCCGAACGGCACAGGGAGAAACAGGAGGGAGACAGCCAGGUGAUGAAGGAUAAAACCGGUCUUCUGAACAUGCAGCUGGAAGGAGAGAGGUCGUUGAACAGAAGCACAUCUGAACAGCUGUCCCACACCCGCAGUAGCUCUACAUCACCUGCUAAGCUGGACUCCCUGGUACAGUCGCAGGCCCGAGAGCUGUCACAACUGAGGCAGCAGAUCAAGGAAAGCCGUGCACUGGGAGCUUUGCAACGUCGACAGCUAGAGGAACUGAGCAAAACUUUUAAGGAGCUGCUGCAGGCUCAUAAUGUUGACUUUUACAUGGGAAAAAUGGUCAAAGAACAGCUGGAAAAGAGCUUAUGUCUAGUGGACAGGCUCGAGGGUCGUCUGGACAAAGAAGACUCUCAUCUGGACAAUGAGGACGUGACAGCUCUAGAACUAUCCCGCAGGUUAACAAAGGAAUUGCUGGAGAAGAAUAAUCUCAUCCAGAGUCUGCAGAGCCAGAGCAGGACUAAAAGUCCACGAAGCCACCACAGUUCUCACUCAGAUCUGUUGCAUUCUGACAGAACCUUUUCCUCUGGCCAAAGCCCUCGGAGUGGCACUCGGCCUCAAAGCCAGCGACACUCCUCCGAUUGGAUGGGAACUCCUGUUCCUCUUGUAGGUGGAGCUGAGGUAGAAGGCGUGUCCUUUCACAGGGGCGCUACCAGCAGUCUGCAGGGCCUCCACAGGGAGAACGAGCGACUGCAGGAGCAGCUGAAAAGCAGCGAGGAGCUUAACGCCACCUUGCGCAGUGAACUGGACCUGCAUCAGACAUUUAUGGCCCAUAACCAGAAACAGGAUGAAGGCCAAGUCAAGGAGGAGUCAGGGACUCAGACUGAAGCGCCUAAAGAAGAUGGAAAUAAUUCUUUAAAGAAGGCUGCUGAACAGAGCCACAUAAUGAACCCAGACUUGCUUGCCGAACAUCUGCAGGAGAUCCGAGCUUUAAGACAAAGACUGGAGGAAAGCAUCCGCACCAACGACCGACUCAGGGAACAGCUAGAGAAGAGAUUAGCAGAGGUGGAGAAUGAUUCAGCAGCCACCAACAUCUUCAUUCGUGGCAAUGAGGAGCCAGGUCAUCUGGCAAAUGAGGUGCAAUUCCUCUUGGGACAGAGUCAAGGCUUGAAAGAACAACUGAACAUAGUGUCUAGGGACAAGCAGAAAGAGGUGGAGAAGCUACGGGACACCCUGGCCAGACGUUCUGCCAAACUAGACCAGAGCAGAAGAGAAACUGAAGAGCUGAGGCUGGAAAACAGCCGACUUCUGGAGAGACUCGAACACAUCAGCCAAGAAAACUCUAAUUUACAGGCUUCACUAAACUACAGCAAAGAGGAGCUUCAAAGGUUACAGUCUGAGGUGAAGGUUCAGAGGCAGCAGCUCUCUGACUCCCAGCAUCUGCUCCAGUCACUGCGUGUAGAGCUGCAGGUUCAUGAAAAGAUGUGGAAGAAAACAGACCCUCAAAAACAUGAGUCCAGCGAGAUGACGCAAGAGUCGGUUCCAGUCUCUUCCUCUGGCUCAGUGGACCUGAGUGAGCUGCUGUCAGAGAUCCGACAGCUAAGACUACAGCUGGAGAGGAGCAUCCAGACCAACACAGCUCUACGACAGAAGCUGGAGGAGCAGCUGCUCAGAGGAGCCAACCGGUCUGAAACCAUCAACAUCAACUACCUGCUGUCUUCACCAGAUGAAGGUGGCAGGUCCCUGGGUCGUGAAGGUGUUCUUCAUGACGACAAACGUCACACUCGCUCAGACGUAGAUGGCAGCUCUAUCAGUGGCAGCAGCUCCAGUGACAGCACCUCUGGAGCUCCUUCUCGCCUGGUGCCAGGUCACAGGAUGUGGGCCAAUCGAAAUGGUCGUCAUAUUUUGGGCCUGAUUGAGGACUACAGCGCUCUGCGCAAGCAGAUUUCAGAGGGUCGUAAACUGUCCCGACACAUGGACACGCAGCUGCAAGAGUGUCUGCACACACUAAGGCAGCAGAGUGCAGAAAACAAGGUCAUAGAACAGCAGCAUCUGAAGAGUUUGUCCAGCAGCAUGAAUACAAUGCAGCAGGUGUUAGAUGAAGCUGGACGACUGCUCAAACUGGUGUGGAGGGUCUCACUGCCAACUGUUAGCACCACAGGGGACAGUGGAGACAACCAGCAGGAUGAGCUGUUGAAGAUUGAGAUUUCCAGACUGAAGAGCAGGCUGUCGCAGCAGGAGAGGAUGCUGAGUGGAGCCGUCAAACGCCUGCGCACAACAAACCAGCUGAAAGAAGGAAUGGAGCGAGUCAUCAUUGAUCAGUUGUCUCUGACCCAUGGAGUGUUGAAGAAAGCCAGAGGAAACUUGGAGACAAAUUAUUGUUCCCUCUUUGGUCUGAAAGGCCCGUCUGCUGGACCAGAUCAAGGAGCUGCCGGUCAGUGGCCAGUAGAGGGCGCUGGACCUGUGUACAGACAAACUUCAGACUGUCACUCUGAGUCCUCAGAAGAUCAUCACAGUGACACUUAUUUGCACUGCAGCUUGUGAAUCUGCUGAAUCAGCACUGCUCCUGCUGUCGUUUACCCUGCUGUAGAACUCACAGCGUACUUUCAUGACGUCUGUGGGUUUUUUGGUUUUGGUAUUCUACUUGCACAAAAUCGGCUUUUAUUUGAGGUACUCUAGAUGUAAAGGUUUUUUUUUUCUCCGUAAAAGUGGUCUUGUAAAUAUUUUACCACUAUUUUAUAAGAUUUUAAAAAAAAUAACACAUGAAAAUGUAUUUUUUAUUACCAAGAUGUUUUAAAGUGGCCAUCGUCAGAUAUGUACAGCAUGACCAGGGCCAGCAUGCUAUGAACUGUGCACACAUGCAGUAAAGACUGUUAAACAACGAAAA